Messenger RNA from Oryzias melastigma (Indian medaka), 4312 nucleotides. RefSeq names its product calcium channel, voltage-dependent, gamma subunit 8b (gene cacng8b). Gene Ontology annotation, biological process: postsynaptic neurotransmitter receptor diffusion trapping; regulation of AMPA receptor activity; transmission of nerve impulse. The record is from RefSeq and is a predicted model, not a curated record. Lineage: Eukaryota; Metazoa; Chordata; Actinopteri; Beloniformes; Adrianichthyidae. Gene Ontology annotation, cellular component: postsynaptic density membrane; AMPA glutamate receptor complex. The transcript has 6 exons. The coding region runs from base 1235 to 2479 and encodes 414 amino acids. Gene Ontology annotation, molecular function: voltage-gated calcium channel activity; channel regulator activity.
CGUUAAAAGAGAGAGAGGAUAAACUGGGGACUGAAGCCAUUUUUAAAGCUACUGAAGGUCAUCCUCCACUCUUUUUUGGUGCUUCCCGAAGCUCCACUUCCAUGCAUGACAUAAUCCUGACCAAUCCAUAAAAAAUAUUCGAAAAAAAUGGCGCUAUCCAAAAAUAUUUAGAGAUCCAGACAAACCCUUUCCUGUAUUGACAGACUGACAUUGACGUCUAUGUGUGAUGCCAUGAUUUAACAUCCUCAGCAGGGCUGCGCUCUUGCUCCAUUUCCCUGAAAGACCCUCAUCAUGAGCAUCAUCAGUGAUAGCUGCUGCUGCUGCUUUCUCCAACAGAAAGGAGAAAGAAAAGCGCGAGCGCACGUGUAACCUGGUCAUGCGCGCUCCAAUAAGCACAUCCAAGAUCAGUUUCCUCAUCCUGUCAGAUCAGAGGGGGGGUUUCCACCCGUGUCAUGAUCCUGCAGCGCACCAUAAUGCUCAAUCACGGUGGCACCAUCGUGGCGUUUGCGCGUUUUUUGGAUGAGAUGCGGCAAGUUGCCUGCAUCGAGCUGCAUGUGUGGAAGCAGAGGAGCAGACACGCUCGUCCAACCAGAGGGGCGGGCGUGCAGAGGGGGGGGCAUCCUCCCCGGGUACACACAAGCAGCGGCCACAUCCACGGCAGACAAAUCCGUGUUCAGUGACGUGUUUUUUUUUGUAUUAGCCUUUUUUUACGCACGUCCAGUUCCUCCCCAGCACAGACUGAUUUAAAUGAAAUCUAGAGCUCAACCCCCCCUGAGGUGCUUCUUCUUUUUAUUUUAUUCAUUCUAAUCAGCCCUUGUGUUUAUUUUCUCAUCCUCUGACUCGAGAGAGCCGUUAUUAGCCUCUCCACCGCGUCCCUCCAUCUCCUUCUCUUUGGGAGUGCGUCGCGCCACGAAGCUCUGAAUUUGAAUAAAGCUGCAGCAACAGACCCAAAGGAGAGCAGGAACCAUGGGUUUUCUUUUGCAGGGUUAACCGAACCAGCGAGCAGACCAAAAGCAGGACGUCUGUCCACAACGCCGAGGAGCUCCAACUUUCCAGCAAGACGUAGAAAAGAGACAAAGACACGAGAAGGAGCAUCAGAGCAAGAAGGGGAGAGCAGAGCAGGGUGAAAACAGUCGAUGGAUGCUGUCCGGAUUGAGGGGACAGCAGAUUCUUCACAGACGAGGAAAAGAAAGCUUUCAAAAUUGAGUCGAAGGAUAGAAACUCGCCGUCAGGCAUGGUGUGUGAGAAGGGGAUCCAGAUCCUCCUCACCACCGUGGGGGCUUUCGCAGCCUUCGGCCUGAUGACGGUGGCAAUAGGGACGGACUACUGGCUGUACUCUCGUGCCCUCAUCUGCAACAGUACAGCCAACGUCACCCAGGAUGAUCCCCAUAAUAAGGACAAGAAGGAUCCUGGUGCACUCACGCACUCUGGGCUGUGGAGAAUAUGCUGCUUGGAAGGAGUGAAGAGAGGAGUCUGCUCUCAGAUUAACCACUUCCCAGAAGAUGCAGACUUUGACCACGACGGUGCAGAGUACGUCCUACGGGUAGUCAGGGCUUCCAACAUCUUCCCGAUCCUUAGUGCCAUCCUGCUGCUUAUGGGAGGAGUGUGCAUUGCUGCUAGUCGUUUCUAUAAAAGUAAAAGGAACAUCAUCCUGGGAGCAGGGAUUCUCUUUGUUGCUGCAGGUCUGAGUAACAUAAUUGGUGUUAUCGUCUACAUCUCAGCGGCACUGGGGGACAUUUCACCGAAAAAAGAUGAGGAUAAGAAGUGGCAGUACUCCUAUGGUUGGUCGUUUUAUUUUGGAGGCCUGUCUUUCAUCAUGGCUGAAAUGGUGGGGGUUCUGGCGGUAAAUAUCUACAUCGAGAAGAAUAAGGAGCUCCGCUGCCGCUCACGCACCGACAUUUUCAAAAGCACCACACACGCCAUGCUCCGUCUCCCCAGCUACCGCUUCCGCCGCCGCUCUCGCUCCUCCUCGCGCUCCACUGACCCGUCGCGCUCUCGAGACCCCUCACCUGUAGGGGGAGUUGGGGGGAAGAACUUUGGCCUGCCCCCCUCUGCACUUCUCUCGCAGGGCCCCAUCUCAGUGUCCACCUUGCCUAACCCCCACUCUCGCUCUCACACUGCCCUGGCCGGAGGCGACAUCUCCCUCUACACGCUGUCCCGCGACCCCAAACUGGGGGGUUUGCCACCCAUGUACGGAACUGUGGAUAGGGCCACCCUCUAUCAGCUCCACAACUGCUUCCCAAAGGAUGGGACCGGAGGGGGGGUGAUGAUGAGUGGCACUCUGCCCUCACUGAAGACCCACAACCCGUCCAAUUCCUCCAACUCCAACGCCCCCAUGGCCAACUCAGUGGGCUCCGGCCCGCCACCUUUCACCUCAUCCACAAUCGACAGGGAGCGAGGGAUGGGGACCCUGGACAGGCUGAAGGGAGACAGGGAAAGCAAUUCUAACACCCUUAACAGAAAAACAACGCCUGUGUAGAGCAAGACGAGGAGAGAGGGAGAGGAAGGGCAUUGGAGGUUCAGAAAUCUAGAAAGAAAUAAGACCAAUUAUGUGGAUCAGAUAGAAACAAGUGAAACUUCUCCCUUCAUGUUCACUGUUAAAUAGUCUACUCAAUCUCACUGAGAACAAAAAGAAAAGUAAUAACUGAGCGAUAAUAACAACAACAAUGAACUUUCACAAUAAGACUAUUUUGAUAUUUCAAUGUGCUAGAAAUGAUUUAUUUUGUUAAUGAUCAAAUGCAAUUAACCUUGGGCUACUAUAGCAAGUUUUCACCUAAUUUCCAUACUACGUUACCACAAGUUUAACCAGAUUAUCAUUAAUGUCAAAUUGUUGUUGCGAUUAUUCUUGGUGUUAUUACAAGCUACCUGUAUUUGCCAACACUAGUCUGGAAUGAAAUCUUAUGUUUGCUUUCCUUUUUUUUAAUUUCACUCUUAUUUUGAAAAUCAAUAAAUUUUACUGUGAAUUCUUCCAUGCAGAGCCACUGGAGUGUACAGUGAGCUGUGUGUAACUGUGUCAAAGUGUCAAGCAUGAGUGUGCACAAAAAUGUGGGGGAAUGAGACUUGUGUUAUUUUUUUAACUCCCUAUAUGAUAGAAUUUUCAUUUAUAAUAUGAACGUAGAUGUGAAUAUUGUCUUCCAAUAUUAAUGCGAAAAGAAAUGCAACAAUAAUGUGAGUGACUGAGACCACUGACCGACUCAUUGUAAGUAAGAAUCAGAGUUUUCUAUGGGCCUCUGUUAGUCUUCUUUCCAUUCUACUCAGUGUUAACAGUAGUACUUGUAGCUUUAGUCGUGUUGAAGAUGUUUGUUCUUGGGCAUUAAGACAAAUCUCUGAUUUGAAGAAUCAGAAAUAAAAAAAAGAGACAAAAACACAUUUGUACAGAAGCCGGCGAAAGUUGCUGCCUGAGCAUCAUAGGAUCCAAUCAUGUUUUUGUAUCAGACGUCCCAAAGUGACACAUGCAAAUCAUUGUUUUUCUUUUUCAACUGCAAAAAAAGAAAAAAAAAACUGAGUGGGAGGGUUUCCAAAAAAAAAAAGAUAAAAGUGUACAUUGUAAUUUACAGAUUCAUGUUUUUUAUAAAUGCACCUCUCAUGAAUUUGGAGCAGGUUUGACUGAUGUGUUGUGAUUCGAGCCCCUCCCUCCAGCUCCCAUUGGUUGGUUUCAUCCACCAGCAUCCUCCCCUCCUCUUUAUCAUGUCAGCGAUCUUAUCAGAGUGGACCCCAAAAGUCUACUGGAAGAUUCUUUUCACUGUGCCCCCCCCCCCAUCACUAUGACUGCUGACUCUAAAAUGUUUGAGAAUGUAAACACAUGUAACCCCCCCCACACGCCCCCUUUUCUUGUCUAAACUGCCUCAAGCAGCUGCAGCUUCAGGGUAAAGACCUCUGAAACACCUGCUACAUGUCAAGAUGAAGAAACCUAAUAAUGACCAGAUGCUUCCAGAUUCUAUACUUUGUUUUUUCUUUCAUUUCAGAAAAAGGAAAAAUAUGAGAAAAAUGCGCACAGAUAGCAUUCAUGUGGGCAAUAUGAAUAGUAUGUAGUUGAGAAUAGAUAUAUCUAGACAAACAAUUAUGGUUUAUCUAAAUGUGUGAUAAACACUGUAUUGCACGAAGUUUAUAAAAAAAACAACAAUAACAGACAUAUUUACAGACUGCUGUCUUUUGUUUCUUUUUUUCUGAUCUUGUCUCUUGUGAAGUAGUGACGCCACACACGCACACAAACGAUUUUAUAUUUUUGAUUUUAUAUGUUUACCAUGUUUUCAUAAAAGAGAGCUUGUGCAAAAUACAAAUAACAUAAAUGGAGAAUGCAGCAAUUUCAAAA